AUGCAGCUCACGACAACCUCAGUCUUGUCCAUUCUUGUUGGAUGCACCUUCGCCAAGAUGCAUAACGUGGCAGUCUGUGUCACUAACAGGAAGUAUUCUGAGAUUGGAGGCACUGCCUUCAGUCCUAGUUACACAUGGUCCAAGGACUAUGAGAUCUUGCCCGAUGCGACCAAGUGUGCCUGUGACCUCUACAAACAACGCAACACCGGUGACAAGCAGUGGGACCAAUGCCCUGAUUGUACUUUUGACGGCAACUACUGCAAUUCUGCCGACUGGCAUAUUGGGGGUGAUGAGAUAACCUACUACUGCGAGGAAAUGUGCCAUGCCCAAGGUGCCGAGGGAAAUUAA
This is a messenger RNA of Penicillium waksmanii, 348 nucleotides long. RefSeq lists its product as uncharacterized. Bases 1 to 348 code for a protein of 115 amino acids. The transcript has 4 exons. The record is from RefSeq and is a predicted model, not a curated record. NCBI's taxonomy places the organism in Eukaryota, Fungi, Ascomycota, Eurotiomycetes, Eurotiales, Aspergillaceae.